AUGGUUUUUUCGAGCAGCGACGGCGAAGGAGGAAACAGUUUGAAAAGCGGUUACGAUUUCGACGAACAAGAAAUAGAAAAUUUAGACGAUGCGAGAAAAGUAAUAAGAGAAUUAAAGGAAAGAUGUAGAAAUCAAGCGCAACAACUUCUUCAUUGUAAAAGAAGAGUUAAAACACAAGAUGAAAUGGUGGCACGUUUUCAACAGGAGAGAGCGGAUCAAUUGAAAGCUUUGUCGUCUCAGCUUUUCUUAUUCGAAGCACGACUCAUAAGAAAGCAAAAGGACAUAAGUAACCUGUUGUCGCAGAGAGACGUACUCAUAGCACGUCAGCAACAAGCACUUCAUAUCCUACAACAAAGACUGGUCGAAGCCGGAAUUGAAUCUCCACUACCAGACGUUUCUUGUUUCAUAAUUGAUUCACCGACGGGAGAUACAAAUUUAGACUCGUUGAAUGACAGUGAUAGUGCCGUGGUUCUAGAAGAGGGAAACGAUCACGAACCUAAUUUUCCAAGAUUUCGGUCGGGUUCGGAUAGCGUGACUAUAAUCAGAAGUGUUUCCGAUGCCGUCGAACCGGGUGGAAAAUAUUAUUCCCUGAGGAGAUCAAACGGUUUUCUCAGACGUCCGGAAGUAUUAGAAACCGUUUAUAGCGUCGAAGAAGAUGGCGACACGGAUGGUAGCACGUCGAAUUCUAAUACGGAAAUGAAAAAGGAAUACGAAUCUCCGAUGAUGAACGACAUGAUGAAAUCCGAUUUGUCAUCAUCAUCAUCAUCGGAGAGUAAAACAACGACUCCUCUCUCGUCGAAACGUUUGCUUUGGAGCACGUCGGGAAAACUUCAAGCUCUCUACGGUAGUUUUGAAAGACUCAAUCAUUCGUCAUCUUCCACUCCUAAAACAUCCUCGAUAACGGAUAAAAAAGAUGAGCAUCCGACAAAUCAUGUCGUGACGACAUAUAAUCGCGUCAUGAGCAAUCACAGAUCCGUGACGAAACCGAAAGAUGUCAAAUAUAAAAGAAUAAACAAAGCCAAAUCGAAAUCUCUCGAAGAACUCAGAGGAAGACUUAAAAAUUGGGUUGACAAAGGAAGCAAAAGCGUUGGAGCUUUUGAUCACGCGGAUCCUUAG
This is a messenger RNA of Pediculus humanus corporis (human body louse), 1116 nucleotides long. RefSeq lists its product as uncharacterized. Lineage: Eukaryota; Metazoa; Arthropoda; Insecta; Psocodea; Pediculidae. The transcript is spliced from 3 exons. Bases 1 to 1116 code for a protein of 371 amino acids. The record is from RefSeq and is a predicted model, not a curated record.